Rhodamnia argentea is the source of this 2085-nucleotide messenger RNA. RefSeq names its product L-type lectin-domain containing receptor kinase IX.1-like. The transcript has 2 exons. Bases 23 to 1990 code for a protein of 655 amino acids. Gene Ontology annotation, cellular component: plasma membrane. Gene Ontology annotation, biological process: protein phosphorylation. The record is from RefSeq and is a predicted model, not a curated record. Gene Ontology annotation, molecular function: protein kinase activity; carbohydrate binding; ATP binding. Lineage: Eukaryota; Viridiplantae; Streptophyta; Magnoliopsida; Myrtales; Myrtaceae.
CAAUACAGUUCUCACCACGAACAUGCCUUGCUCUCUUUCUCUGUUCAGUCUCUUCAUCCUCUUCUCCCUCAUCUGCGGUCCUGUUAUCCCCUUCGUCGCUUCUCUUUCCUUUAAUGUAAGUAGCUUCGACACUAGCCAAAGCGACAUACUGUACGAAGGAGUCGCGAAAACAGUAUCUGGAUCAGUUGUUCUCACGGAAGGCUCCGUUCAGCCCACCUGUCAAGUAGGGCACGUGCGGUAUGCCGAGCCCGUAGAUAUAUGGGAUUCUGUUACGGGGAAAGAAGCAGACUUCUCCACUCGUUUCUCUUUCACCAUUGAUAUUCCCAACUGCACUCAAUAUGGUGAUGGCCUGGCCUUCUUUCUUGCUCCUGUUGGCUUCGUGGUCCCCCCUAAAUCGGCGGGUAGAUUCCUAGGACUCUUCAGUGAGGACACGUAUGAUUCUCAGCCCCAUAACCAAACUGUGGUCGUCGAGUUCGAUAGUUGUGUGAACCAAGAAUUUGAUCCUCCGACGCAGCACAUAGGAAUCAACAGAAACUCGCUCUCAUCACUCUGUUCUGCCCCUUGGGAUGCUGGCUCACACAACGGUACUGUUACUAAUGUUUUGGUGACCUAUAAUUCCACUAGCCACAAUCUUACUGUGUCCUGGUCGUUUGAUGGUGAGCCGGUUUCGCCACAUAAGCCAGAGUCCUCGCUUUCUUGCGCGAUUAAUCUCGCCCAAGUUCUUCCUGAAUCAGUAGCAAUUGGAUUCUCAGCUUCGACAGGCCCACAUCCAGAGAGACACAGCAUCAACUCAUGGGAAUUUACUUCAAACUUGGAUGUCGUGCGUCCCCAAUCGGCAGAUACAUCAAGAAAGGGGGUAAACUCUAAGAUGUAUAGGGUGAUAACAUUCAUCACUGUUCCCGUAGCAUGUCUCUUGCUGGUUAUUUCAGCCGGUUCUUGCUUAAUUAUGAUCAAGAUGAGGAAAAUACGCGAGUUUCGGGCUCUCACUCACUUUGACAAAGAAAUAGCAGCAUUGCCCCUGGAAUUCUCUUAUCAAGAAUUGCUUGUUGCUACAAAUGGCUUUGCGAAUGAUCAAAGACUAGGCCAAGGAGGGUCCAGCCAAGUUUAUAAAGGAUUUUUGAGCCGUUUGGAUCGCCUAGUUGCCAUCAAAAGAGUCUUUGCAGAAUCCAAACAUUCAGAGAAGGUCUUCACCAACGAAGUCAAGAUACUAAGCCGCAUGUUACACCGAAAUCUGGUGCAAUUCAUUGGAUGGUGUCAAGAGGAAGGUGAGUUUUUGCUUGUUUAUGAAUAUAUGCCUAAUGGUAGCCUUGAUAAUCAUCUCUUUGGAACUCGAAAAUGUCUGCCAUGGGAUGUGAGGUACAAGAUCGCUUCAGGGCUUGCGCAAGCCCUCAACUAUCUUCAUGAAGACCUAGAGCAGUGUGUUCUCCACAGAGAUAUAAAAGCCGCCAACAUAUUACUCGACACGAACUUCAACACUAAGCUUGGAGACUUUGGAGUGGCUAAGCUCGUUGACCCCCAGUUCAGGACACAAACGACGGACGUGGUAGGGACGUAUGGUUACCUGGCGCCAGAAUACUUGAGUGAAGGUAAGGUUACUAAAGAAUCGGAUAUGUUCAGCUUUGGGGUCGUUGUUCUAGAAAUCGUAUGCGGCAGGAGGACCUAUCAGGAAGGUGAAUUUUACGUUCCGCUACGCAAGUGGGUUUUACAACUUUACCUUGCUGGAAACAUGCUUGAAGCAGCGGAUGAGACAUUGGGUUCGAGUUUCGAUAGGAAGGAAUUGGAAUGCUUGAUUAUGCUGGGACUGUGGUGCGUCCAUCCAGAUCCGAAGAGAAGACCAAAAGCAGGACAAGUCAUCAGAUUUCUUCGGCAAGAAGUCCCGGUGCCCGAGCUUCCAGUUGGCACAUACGAGGCUCCCACUUCAUAUCAGCCAUCAGCACAAAGAACAGAAUCGUCUUCUAUUGAAGAAUUCAGUUCCAGUACAGCAAGAUAGAUCAUGGCUGCUAUAGCCAGUUUGAAUUUUUUUGGAAAUAAAAUAGAUGCUGUGACGGAUUAUUUAUGGUCAAUCGACCUACUCUUGUUUAGAAA